AUGAGAGAAAUUGUUCAUUUACAAACCGGCCAAUGUGGUAACCAAAUAGGUGCCAAAUUUUGGGAAGUAAUUUCAGAUGAGCAUGGUAUCGACUACACUGGUACUUAUACCGGUGACUCUGACCUUCAGUUAGAAAGAAUCUCAGUAUAUUAUAACGAAGCCGCGGGUGGUAAAUAUGUUCCGCGCGCUGUUCUCGUUGACCUUGAACCUGGUACUAUGGAUUCUGUUCGUGCUGGUCCUUUCGGUCAACUCUUCCGUCCGGAUAACUUUGUCUUUGGUCAAAGUGGUGCCGGUAACAACUGGGCCAAAGGUCAUUAUACUGAAGGUGCUGAGCUCGUAGACUCUGUAUUAGACGUUGUACGAAAAGAAGCAGAAUCUUGUGACUGUUUACAAGGUUUCCAAAUCACCCACUCUCUUGGUGGUGGUACUGGUGCUGGUAUGGGAACUUUACUCAUCUCAAAAAUUCGUGAAGAAUACCCAGACCGCAUGAUGUGCACAUUUUCGGUUGUUCCCUCACCAAAGGUAUCUGACACUGUCGUUGAACCAUACAACGCGACCUUAUCAGUACAUCAGUUGGUCGAAAAUUCCGAUGAAACUUUCUGCAUCGAUAAUGAAGCUUUAUAUGAUAUUUGCUUCCGUACAUUGAAAUUGAGUACGCCAACUUAUGGUGAUCUCAACCAUUUGGUAUCUGCGGUCAUGAGCGGUAUUACCACAUGUUUACGAUUCCCUGGUCAAUUGAAUGCAGAUUUGAGAAAAUUAGCUGUAAACAUGGUUCCUUUCCCUCGUCUUCAUUUCUUUAUGGUCGGAUUUGCCCCAUUGACUUCUCGUGGAUCUCAAGGUUAUCGUGCCUUGACUGUCCCAGAAUUAACUCAACAAAUGUUUGAUGCCAAGAACAUGAUGGCAGCCUCAGAUCCUCGUCAUGGUCGAUAUUUGACUGUUGCCGCAAUGUUCAGGGGUCGUUGUUCAAUGAAGGAAGUAGACGAUCAAAUGUUAUCUGUUCAAACAAAGAACAGUUCAUAUUUUGUUGAAUGGAUCCCCAAUAAUGUUAAAAGUCUCAAGAUGUCGGUUACUUUCAUCGGUAACUCAACAUCGAUUCAAGAGCUCUUCAAACGUAUCAGUGAUCAAUUCACUGCUAUGUUUAGGCGUAAAGCUUUCUUGCAUUGGUAUACUGGCGAGGGUAUGGACGAAAUGGAAUUCACUGAAGCAGAAUCAAAUAUGAACGAUUUGGUAUCUGAGAAUGGGACUCGUUUGGAUUUGGGCUUUUUACAUCAUUCAGGUAUUUUUUCAUCAUGGGCGAAAUUU
Messenger RNA from Funneliformis geosporum, 1302 nucleotides. Lineage: Eukaryota; Fungi; Glomeromycota; Glomeromycetes; Glomerales; Glomeraceae. The record is from the annotation of a GenBank genome assembly.